This is a messenger RNA of Chaetura pelagica (chimney swift), 1196 nucleotides long. It is a transcript of the gene ZNF692, whose product is annotated as zinc finger protein 692. The record is from RefSeq and is a predicted model, not a curated record. Gene Ontology annotation, cellular component: nucleus. Lineage: Eukaryota; Metazoa; Chordata; Aves; Apodiformes; Apodidae. The annotation marks the transcript as partial. The transcript has 9 exons. Gene Ontology annotation, biological process: regulation of transcription by RNA polymerase II.
GAGAACCUGAACCCAAGGUCCUCCACGCAGCCGCCCUGCAACGCCUGGUGGUUUUGUCCCAUGGUCAUGGCCAAGAAUGUGGUUUUGUCCCUGAUGUGAAGUCCCCAAACCCGGGCAAUGGGACCCAACUGGUGUGGGAAUGCGUGGCUGGGCACAGCUUCUCCUGGGCUCCCCACGUGGAGAUGGGACCCACCACAGAAGACCAGGAGAGCACCUCCAUCCUGGAGGAGAAGUUGGAGCAGGGGGUUGAAGCCCAAGAAGAGGAGGAGGAAGAGGAGGACUUUGGAGAUGACCUCACCUACACUGAUGAUCUGAGGGAUGAGAACUACCACCCAUCUCUGGACAGUGACUCGGACCCACCACGUCGGCCAAACCAGACCAAGACCAGGAAGAAACCCAUCAAGGAGGAGCAACCUCCACUUGAACCAAACUUGACCAGCUCCAGCCCCUCAGAGGACAUGGUUGGUCAAGUCAGCUCUGAGAGGCAACCACGGGACGAGGACGUGGCCCAGAUUGGACCCAAGAGGAUCAGGAAGGCGGCGAAGCGCGAGAUCCUCCUGUGCGACUUCGAAGGCUGCGGCAAGAUCUUCUCCAACCUCCAGUACCUGAACCACCACAAGAAGUACCAGCAUGUCCACCAAAAGACCUUCACCUGCUCAGAACCCACCUGUGGCAAGUCCUUCAACUUCAAGAAGCACCUCAAGGAGCAUGAGAAACUUCACAGUGACAAGAGGGACUAUAUCUGUGAGUUCUGCGCCCGAUCCUUCCGCACCAGCAGCAACUUGAUCAUCCACAGGAGGAUCCACACGGGGGAGAAGCCCCUCCAAUGUGAGAUUUGUGGCUUCACCUGUCGCCAAAAAGCCUCCCUCAACUGGCACAUGAAAAAACACGAUGCUGAGUCCUCCUACCAGUUCUCCUGUGACCUCUGUGGCAAGAAGUUUGAGAAGAAAGACAACGUCACGGCCCACAAGAGCAAAAGUCACCCCGAAAUUCCCCAAGGACCUUCCCAAAAUGAGCUGGGGCCACCUCAGGUGGCUCCAUCUUCAUCUCCCAACUUCCAGGAAGAGCCUGGAGGGUUGGUAGGGGAAGCUCUGGAGAUGCCAGGACUUGUGGACAACUUGGGGGGUGAAGUGGAGAAGGUUCCACCUCCCGUUGACGACCCGGGAGGGAAGGUGAUGGAUGAUGGUGGUUCCUAA